Messenger RNA from Fusarium oxysporum Fo47, 735 nucleotides. RefSeq names its product HAD-like domain-containing protein. The record is from RefSeq and is a predicted model, not a curated record. NCBI's taxonomy places the organism in Eukaryota, Fungi, Ascomycota, Sordariomycetes, Hypocreales, Nectriaceae. The transcript has a single exon. Bases 1 to 735 code for a protein of 244 amino acids.
AUGUCUUCUACCACCGAGAAGGAUGGAGAUCAGCUACGCGGUAUCCUACAGACAAAAACCUGGUUCGGGUUCGAUCUAGAUGAUACUCUACAUGAAUUCCGCAAGGCCAGCCGUGCAGCAACCACGAAUGUUCUCACCCGCAUUGCCAACGAAAAUCCAUCAACAACGCUCCAAGACCUUCAAACUCAAUACGGAAUCAUUCUCAAGAAAGGAACCGCUAAUGCAUUCACUGACGGAAAGACCUCACAUGACUACCGUCGCGCUCGCUUCGCUGCUACACUGAGCCAUUUUGGAUUGAGUCACGAUAGUGUCGACGAACUUCUAGAGGACUACGAGCGUGUUCUUGUGGAUAACUUGACACUCAAACCAGGGACCAUUUCUCUUCUUGAAGCAAUCAAGGCGUCCGGAAAAAAGAUUGCUGUUAUCACGGAAGGGCCGCAGGACGCACAGCAGCGAGCAGUAAGAGAUUUAGGCGUUGACAAGUACAUCGACUUUCUAGCGACUACAAACUUCUUCGGUGUGGCCAAGAUCGAUGGACUUUUCGGCAAGGUACUUGAUCAUCUGAAGAUCAGACCGCAAGAUAUCGUGUACAUCGGCGACUCGCAGGAGCGCGAUAUCGAGCCUGCUUCCAAAGAGGGGAUACUCGCCAUUCACUUACACGAAGCUCAAACAGCGCCACUUGUAGUACAACCUCCCAGCAUCAACUCACUCGAGGUACUAGCCAAGCUCAUCUAA